This is a messenger RNA of Boleophthalmus pectinirostris (great blue-spotted mudskipper), 2959 nucleotides long. RefSeq names its product forkhead box K2b (gene foxk2b). The transcript has 9 exons. Lineage: Eukaryota; Metazoa; Chordata; Actinopteri; Gobiiformes; Gobiidae. The record is from RefSeq and is a predicted model, not a curated record. Gene Ontology annotation, biological process: regulation of transcription by RNA polymerase II. The coding region runs from base 193 to 2013 and encodes 606 amino acids. Gene Ontology annotation, molecular function: DNA-binding transcription factor activity, RNA polymerase II-specific; RNA polymerase II cis-regulatory region sequence-specific DNA binding; protein binding.
GCUUUUCCUCUUCUUGCGGCGGUGGGUCGGAGCCGCUGCGUCCCCGGUCUGGCACGUUCCUAGCUAAAUUCUCCUGUGUGUAAAUUUGGAUUUCCCUCGCUGCCCAGCUCUAAAGCGUUUCAUUUACAAAUUCGCUGCCAUCUCGUAAAAAUUCGUGGUUUCAAAUAUCCCUGUAAACUGUUAAGUGAGAAGAUGGCGGUGGUAAGCGGGAUGGGGUCGGCGGUAGCCCGGCUGGAGGGCCGAGAAUUUGAGUAUCUGAUGAAGAAAAGGUCUGUAACCAUCGGCCGGAACUCCUCGCAGGGCUCGGUAGACGUAAGCAUGGGACACUCCAGCUUCAUCUCCCGGCGGCACCUCGAGAUAUUCACGGCCGGCGAAGAUGGCACGGGCACGGGGGAAUUCUACCUCCGGUGCCUUGGAAAAAACGGGGUGUUUGUAGACGGGGUGUUCCAGAGAAGAGGAGCCCCACCUUUGCAGCUCCCGCGAAUAUGCUGUUUGCGCUUCCCCAGCACAAGUAUAAAGAUCAAUUUCACAGCCCUGUCCCAUGAGAAGAAGGAGCCCAGGAAUGUGCCCGAAUCACCGGUCAAGCCCGUUCAGCCCCAGAUCUCACCCCUCACCAUCAACAUUCCCGACAACAUUGCCCACCUCAUGAGCCCACUGCCCUCUCCCACAGGCACCAUCAGUGCUGCCAACUCAUGCCCUUCAAGUCCUCGAGGGGCAGGUCUGUCCAGCUACAGGACAGGAAGAGUGCUGGCCCCAGAUCUGAUGGGAGACCACUCACAUUCUGAGAAUGACAAGGAUGCCUCUGGGGAGGACAGCCCAAAGGACGACUCCAAGCCUCCAUAUUCAUAUGCCCAGCUCAUAGUCCAAGCCAUCACCAUGGCCCCAGACAAGCAGCUCACACUGAAUGGAAUCUACACCCAUAUCACCAAGAACUACCCCUACUACCGGACUGCCGACAAGGGCUGGCAGAACUCAAUUCGUCACAACUUGUCUCUGAACCGGUAUUUCAUCAAAGUGGCACGUUCUCAGGAGGAGCCAGGGAAGGGCUCCUUCUGGAGGAUUGAUCCUGCCUCAGAGAGCAAACUCAUGGAUCAGGCCUUUAGAAAGAGGAGGCCCCGUGGAGUGCCCUGCUUCAGGACCCCUGUCGGACCCCUCUCCUCCAGGAGUGCCCCAGCCUCUCCUAACCACACUGGGGCUCUCUCAGCUCACUCCAGUGGAGUCCAGACGCCUGAUAGUCUGUCCCGAGAGAGCUCCCCAGUUCCUAUGGAGCAGGAGUCCACACCCCCUCCAGGGCCUACCAAUACUUCCACUGUACAGCCCAAACUUGCAGUCAUCAAAGAAGCUCGCUUUGCACAGAAUUCACCAGGGUCCCCUCUGAACAGCCAGCCUGUACUGAUAGCAGUUCAGCGACAGUUACCUCAAAACUCUAUGAAGCCUGUUACCUACGCUGUGGCCGCACCUGCCAUUGUCACUACCACCGGGAGCCCAGCCCCUGUUAUGCAGACUGUGCAUGUGGUCCACCAGAUCCCAGCAGUCACCAUGACAACGAUGGAAGGUCCGCCUGCUUCAGCAAGUUCUGGGACUCAGGAAAAUGGAGGAGGGGAACAUCAUGAGGUCAAAGUUAAAGUGGAGCCCAUCUCAUCCAUGAGUGCUCCCUCUAUAGGUGGAGUCGGUCGGAUCAUCCAAAGCUCCCAGGCCCCUCCUCUCACUACAGUCACUAUAGUUCAACAGGCCCCCCUGGGACAGCACCAACUCCCAAUCAAGACUAUUACACAGAAUGGGACGCACCUUGUGCCUCUCAGCACCACCACAACCACAGUGGUGGCCAACCCGCUCCACCUGCUGGCCACUCACGCCUCUGCCUCGGCCUCUCUGCCCACAAAGAGACAAAACGGAGAAGUGUCUGAAGAACCUGAGACCAAGAGGAUCAAAACUGAGGAGGAUACAGUUACUGAAGGCUCCACAGACAGAUCUGAAGAAGGCAAGCUCAGUGAACAGAGUGGAGACAAAUGAACGCAGCCGAGCACCCCGCCUCCGUACAACCUCCUCCAUCAGACCAUUAUAUCUGCCACGGUGCCAAACUCUACAGAGAAUGUGCAAGUCUCCCACUAGUCUUUCAAAGUAUUAAAGACCAAAUAUAUAAAGAAACUUAUGUGUGAAACCUGUGAAUUGUUGGCACUGAGAAGCACAGCGGGGGUGAAGUGGAAACAUUGGUAGCAUAACAAACAGAAGGACUUGCAGCAGUGACUUUGGUAAGGAAAGCUCUCGGACACUCCCAUCUGCGGCAGCUAGCCUUCAUGUCCCUAACCCUGUUGUGACUAGAUAAUAUAUGCAGUAUUUCGUUGUACAAGUGUAUCUUAGGACCUUUUAAGUGUAUCUGAGGCACUGACUGAAAGAGGGGUAACAUUCACCCAUCGCAACCAUCAUGAUAUUUUUGUUCAUGUGGACUUUCUGUGAAAUGAAUGUAGUCUUUCCUUUUGAGAAAAGAAAACACUAUAUAUGUUCUGCUCAGCCAUGCAACUGUAAUUUGUUUCUUACUGUACAAUGACAGAAUUUUCAUAUUUUACAAAUAACUAAUGACAUAAAGUAUAUUGCCAUGUGUAUUUAUAGCAGAUGUUUCACGGAGCUUGCAUGUUCCAGAUGUAGAGGUGAGCAGUUAAUCUGAAUAUGGAUCUGAAGAAACUGUGGCACUGCUGAACAGUGCUGCACUUAACUUUGACUUUAUUUUAAUGUAUUUCUUUUCCGUCGUCAUUGGCUGUUUUUUGUGUUGACGCUCUUGACUCAGUUCUCUUCUGUUUACGGCUCUAAAGUCAGACUGUAUUCUGUGUUACGCCAGGAAAAAAACAGUAAUAGAUGUUUGUUCUGCUUCGGUGGGUAAAUGCUUUUUUUUAAAAACUUAUUUAAAAUGCGUUACUUAGUUUGUAAUUCUUUGAGUAAAAAGCCUUCUCCACUGGGCAAA